CUUCUACUCAUGAAAUAUUGGUGUUUUCUUUUCUUCUUUGUUGCUGUAUGCAACUAUGUAUGCGUAGCAUCCUUUUAUGGACUGAAUUUUGGCAUCGAUCAAAACAAUUGCCCAGCAUUACAACAUUAUAUUGAUGAAUUCAAUCAGAUCAAGACUUAUACAAAUCGUGUUCGUAGUUACGCUAUGGCCGUUUGUAAUGAAGGUGAAUUGGCACUGAAAGCAUCACAAAGUACAGGGAUGAACAUUUACUUGGGUAUGUGGGUGGGUCGUUCCGAUACAUUUGAAAGUGAAUUCAAUGGACUACAACAACUAGUGAAUAGUGGUGUUAGUUUUAAGAAUGUAGAUGCCAUCAUCGUAGGAUCAGAAGUACUCUAUCGCAACGACGCCACACCCCAGACAUUGGCCAAUUAUAUUGGUCGCGUGGCUAAUUUGGUCCAUCCUCUUGGUGUCAAGGUCACUACCUCCGAACUCUAUAGUCAGAUAUAUUUGUCCCCAGUUGUCGAUACUGUUGAUUUCUUGAUGAUGAAUGCUUUUCCUUAUUGGGAAGGCGUACAGAUCGAUCAAGCCGUUGCCAAAUUGUUUGAACAUUAUGAUGCGGUAGCCAAUCGUGUCAAUGGCAAAGAUAUCAAGAUCUCGGAAACCGGUUGGCCUUCUCUUGGUGCUAAUUUUCAAGCAUCCGUUCCUUCUCCUGAUAACCAACGAACUUAUGUCAAAGGUGUAUUAUGUGAAGCUCAAAAGAGAGGUGUUGAUGUUCUUUAUUUUUCUGCUAUGGAUGAAUCUUAUAAAUCCGGUGUGGAAGGUUCAUUUGGGAUCAUGGAUGCCAAUUACCAUUUGAAAGCACCUAUCACAAUGCAAGAUCUUUCUCAAUCCUGUUAAAUAGUUAGUAUAAACUAUAUCUAGUGUCAACCAUAAAUAAUCCAUUCAUAAAUGAAAUAGAACUAAUUUUUUUUAUUAUAUAAAAAAG
Molecule: messenger RNA, 964 nt
Organism: Halteromyces radiatus
Lineage: Eukaryota; Fungi; Mucoromycota; Mucoromycetes; Mucorales; Cunninghamellaceae
Product: glycoside hydrolase superfamily
Exons: 4
Coding region: 10-876 (288 amino acids)
Biological process (GO): carbohydrate metabolic process; cell wall organization
Cellular component (GO): extracellular region; cell surface; fungal-type cell wall
Molecular function (GO): 1,3-beta-glucanosyltransferase activity; glucan endo-1,3-beta-D-glucosidase activity
Source: RefSeq, a predicted model, not a curated record